GAGCUUUGGAUCACAGAGCUCUUGUUGCAGCAUCCCUGGAGCAGCUACUGUUAUCUGAAACACAAGGGCCAGGAUAGGGGAACAGAUCUAAAGAAGAGAUAGACGGGGAAUCCUCUGGAAUCAUCCAGGGGUCUGGUUGCUUUGUGUGGAGGGGAGCAGGAGGUGAGAAGAAGUGUUUUCCAUGUAAACACCCCCUCAGAAGGGAUAAGCGGAGGAGCGGUAGAGAGAGGAGGAAGGGUAGAGAGAGGAGGGGUAGAGAGAGGGGAAACGUUCCUUCUCCCUAGGAUAUUACCCCUCUAUCUGGCUACCUACUACGGCUCCUUUAAAAAAAGUAGUGGUAAUCCCAUCACAUCAAGGAAAGUGACAAAGCCUGAGACUGGCCCUGGAUGUGAUUGGUUGAGAUCUUGCACUGCACAUGUUCCGCAUUAGAUGAAUAGACAGACAGCUGGCAGACUGCAUUCUGAGGUUCUGCCUGGAGAGUGUGUUCUGGUGUACUCAAUGCAUUCCCAAUGCUUCAGCAGACCUCAGUCCAGAGAGAGUCAACCUGUGGCUGUUGUGACACACCUGAGAUACAGACAAGAGUCACAUUGAGACAACCACAGCAGUGGGACACAAGACAACUCUCCACAUUGCUUUGUUGUUUCCUCUUAGCUGAAACCAUGGAUAUGACUACGGCCAAGACCACCACAAGCUUUAUCUCCACUGUCUCCAGCACCUCCAUGACCCCCAUUCUCACUGUUACAACGGAUGCCAGGAUGGAACAGGAGAUGGUCACAGAGUCCAGGACAAAACUCAUGACCACUAACAUAACUAUAACAACAACCAACGAGACAAGCUUCAAUGCCACCAAGCUGCCAGAGUUGGAGCUCGAGGGCUCUGAGAUGGGCAUGGUGUUGGUGCCCUUUGGCAUUAUCACUGUAAUUGGCCUGACAUUGGUCGUGAUGCUGUACAUCAGGAAACGGAAGAGACUGGAGAAGCUGAGGCACCAGCUGAUGCCCAUGUAUAACUUUGAUCCGGCAGAGGAACAGGAUGACUUGGAACAGGAACUCCUGGACCACAACCUCACAGGACCCAAUAACAAGACUCUCACGACCUCCCAGGGGACGACACAGAGGCCCAGUCGCCUGGUCUUCACAGACGUAGCCAACGGUCUCAAUGCAUAACUACACUCUUAAAGACAUGAGAGGGGACUGGGGGGCGUGGGGACGGGACUAGCUAUUCCGUCAUUGAGAUAUGUUGCUCAGGAAAAAAAGGAAAACUGGAAUGAAGGCCAUGGAAACAUACUGAUGUCUGGGGGAUGUUUUUCAGGCUGUGCUAUAAGGGAAUUCUGAUGUUUAAGUUGUAAUGUAGUCAUAGUUUAACUGUGAGGUUCUCCCAUCAUUGUCAUUAGUCCACAUCAUCUACAGUGACUAUGGUGGGAUAUAUGGGGAAAUUAGGUGGACUUUAUUGAACUAAGGAUUUUGUACUGGUUGUUAUUUGUUGCACAAAUACUUAAUGGGUUUUUGUUGGAUCACUGUCUUUCUCUGUAGUUAAGUGAUAGUGGUGGUAGAACUCCUACGUCCAUCUUCAUUGAAAACUUUGUCUAGAAUGUAUUCAUUUCCACAUGUUCGUAUUUUGCUGCUAAAAUGUAGACAACCACAUUUGAGAAGAGUCUCCUCUAAAAUGGUUAUGCAAAAAUGUUGACUUUUUACUGCUUCCAUAAUGGUGGUGGACUAGAGACCUGGAACGACAAGGAAAUGGACAUUCUACACAUUGAAGAACUAAAACACGACAUCAGGAGAUCUGGAGGACAAUGCCUGGGGUACUGUAACCCACCUAGUGUACAUUACUGUACCCCUGUCCACACAUCCAAAAUGUGUCUUUCAGCACUUCUGUCUCUAUCGCCCCUUUGCCCUCAAAGUAUUAGUAUAUUUCCUCUAAGUAAUAAAGUAUUAGUAUAUUUCCUCUAAGUAAUAAAGUAUUAGUAUGUUUCCUCUAUAACAAGUAAUAAAGCAGCAACAUUGGUUUCUAUACACUUAAAGAUACAGUAUUUAACCAACAGUAUUUUGACGACCACUUAUUGUGCCGCUACUUUUUGAUGAAUACAUGACAGACGAACAUAGCUAUGUGAUACUU
Oncorhynchus tshawytscha (Chinook salmon) is the source of this 2115-nucleotide messenger RNA. RefSeq lists its product as uncharacterized. Lineage: Eukaryota; Metazoa; Chordata; Actinopteri; Salmoniformes; Salmonidae. The record is from RefSeq and is a predicted model, not a curated record. The coding region runs from base 510 to 1163 and encodes 217 amino acids. The transcript has 6 exons.